UUCCCGCCUUCGCUGCUCUCCUCGGGAGCUUCUCCCAUGCCUUCCCGGCCCUGGCGGGGGGCGGCGGCAGCCCCGCCGCAGGAGGAGCCGUCUCUGUGGCUCCUCUGAUGUCCCUGGCUGAGAAGCGGGAGCCGAGCUUCUCCUUGACGCCCAUGAUGAUCGAGGAGGACGCGGCGCUGAGGAACGGCAGCAGGGGGCUCUCGGGCCAGUGGGCGGACGCGGCAGCCGUGCGGCCGCGCACCACGGAGCGGCACAUCACGGUGCACAAGCGCCUCGUGCUGGGCUUCGCCAUCUCCAUCCUGGCCCUGCUCGUGGUCACCAUGAUCGCUGUGUUGCUCAGCGUGCGCAUCGAGGAGUGCAGCACCAGCGGCAGCGGGGACGCGGACGGCCCAGCAGGCAGGGCGGGAAACCGGAGCGUCCCGGCAGGAGCAGCUGCAGCCGCCGCCGCCGCCGCCUCGGCAGGAAGUGCCCGCCGGAACCAUCCCAGCGCCGGGGAGCCCCCUGGCCGCGAAGGAGUGGAAUCGGAGGCGCCUGGCGGGGAAGAGGAGGAGGAGGAGUGGCAGAGGCGUCGGGAGCAGCCGCCCUGGACGCAGCUGCGCCUGCCCGGGCACUUGCGCCCCCUGCACUACAACCUGAUGCUGAGCGCCUUCAUGGAGAACUUCACCUUCAGCGGCGAGGUCAACGUGCAGGUCGAGUGCCUCAACGCCACGCGCUACAUCGUGCUGCACGCGCACCGCAUGCACGUCGAGGCGGCCCGCGUGGCCGAGGACCGGCUGGCCGGAGCCCUGCGCGUCUCCAGCUUCUUCCUCUACCCGCAGACGCAGGUCUUCGUGGUCGUCCUCAACCGGAGCCUGGAGGCGCACAGAAGUUACAACCUCAAGAUCAUCUACAGCGCGCCCAUCGAGAACGAGCUGCUGGGCUUCUUCCGGAGCUCGUACGUGCUCUACGGCGAGAGAAGGUUUCUUGCAGUUACACAGUUUUCUCCUACCCAUGCCAGAAAAGCCUUUCCUUGCUUUGAUGAGCCUAUCUACAAGGCCACAUUCAAAAUCAGCAUCAAGCAUCAAGCAACCUAUUUAUCUUUGUCCAAUAUGCCUGUGGAAACUUCUGUUUUUGAAGAAGAUGGAUGGGUUACGGAUCACUUUUCACAGACUCCGCUCAUGUCCACAUAUUACCUAGCCUGGGCUGUUUGCAACUUUACAUACCGCGAGACGACCACAAAGAAUGGAGUUUUGAUCCGAUUGUAUGCAAGACCUGAUGCCAUCAGAAGAGGAUCUGGGGAUUAUGCUCUGAACAUUACUCGGAGACUAGUUGAGUUUUAUGAAGACUACUUCAAAGUGCCCUAUUCCCUGCCAAAAUUAGAUUUAUUAGCUGUGCCUAAGCAUCCGUAUGCUGCUAUGGAAAACUGGGGACUAAGUGUUUUUGUGGAGCAGAGGAUACUUCUGGAUCCAAGCAUUUCUUCCAUAUCAUACUUACUUGAUGUCACCAUGGUCAUUGUGCAUGAGCUGUGCCAUCAGUGGUUUGGUGACCUUGUGACUCCAGUAUGGUGGGAAGACGUGUGGCUAAAAGAAGGCUUUGCUCACUAUUUUGAAUUUGUUGGAACUGACUACCUGUAUCCAGGCUGGAAUCUGGAGAAGCAGAGGUUCCUGACAGAUGUUUUACAUGAAGUAAUGCUGCUUGAUGGCCUGGCUAGUUCACACCCAGUGUCACAGGAAGUGCUGCAAGCCACAGAUAUUGACAGAGUGUUCGACUGGAUCGCGUAUAAAAAGGGCGCAGCUUUAAUUCGAAUGCUGGCUAAUUUUAUGGGUCACUCAGUGUUUCAGAUGGGCCUACAAGAUUAUCUAACCAUUCACAAGUAUGGCAAUGCUGCCAGAAAGGACCUAUGGAACACGCUGUCAGAGGCACUUAAGAAGGUUGGGAAAUUUGUGAAUAUCCAAGAAGUAAUGGAUCAGUGGACACUGCAGAUGGGUUAUCCCGUUAUCACCAUCAUGGGAAAUGAAACUGCAGAAAAUAUUGUAGGAAUCUCCCAAGAACACUUUAUUUAUGACCUUGAUGUUAAAACCAAAGAUCGUGGCCUUGGAAACAACAGCUACUUGUGGCAGAUCCCAUUAACAAUUGCAGUAGGAAAUACGAGCCACAUCUCAUCAGAGGCAAUUAUAUGGGUGUCUAACAAAUCAGAGCAUCACAGGAUUGCUUCCCUUAAGGAGGGAAACUGGCUGCUGGGGAACAUCAAUCAAACUGGCUAUUUUAGGGUUAACUAUGACAUUAGAAAUUGGAGAUUAUUAAUUGACCAACUGACGAGGAACCAUAAGGUAAUCUCUGUCAGUAAUCGUGCGGGUUUGAUCGAUGAUGCAUUCAAUUUAGCCAGAGCUGGCUAUUUGCCACAGAACAUUCCACUAGAGAUUAUCAGAUACCUGUCCAAGGAAAAGGAAUUUCUGCCUUGGCAUGCUGCCAGCCGAGCCCUUUAUCCACUUGAUAAAUUGUUGGACCGCACAGAAAACUACAACAUCUUCAAUGAAUAUAUAUUAAGACAAGUUGCUUCAAUGUAUCUUAAGCUUGGAUGGCCAGCAAAUAAUUUGGACAAAUCAUUUGUUCAAGCUUCCUACCAACAUGAGGAGUUGCGUCGUGAAGUCAUUAUGCUGGCUUGCAGUUUUGGUAACAAGCACUGCCACCAGCAGGCUGCAACCCUAAUAUCAGACUGGAUUUCCAGCAACAGAAACAGAAUACCUCUUAAUGUAAGAGACAUCGUCUACUGCACAGGAGUUUCACUGAUGGAUGAAGAUGUAUGGGAAUUCAUCUGGAUGAAAUUCCACUCUACUACAGCGGUAUCGGAGAAGAAAAUAUUGUUAGAAGCUUUAACCUGUAGCGAUGACAGAAAUUUGUUAAACAGGCUUCUUAACCUGUCUCUCAAUUCAGAAGUUGUCCUGGAUCAGGAUGCAAUUGAUGUCAUAAUCCAUGUAGCUAGAAAUCCACAUGGAAGAGAUCUUGCUUGGAAGUUUUUUAGAGAAAAAUGGAAAAUAUUGAAUGCAAGAUAUGGGGAAGCAUUAUUUAUGAAUUCAAAACUUAUCAGUGGAGUCACAGAAUUUCUUAACACAGAGAGUGAACUAAAUGAGCUAAAGAACUUUAUAAAGACCUACGAGGAGGGAUCUGCUGCCUCUUUCUCACGAGCUGUGGAAACAGUGCAAGCCAAUGUCCGGUGGCAAGUGCUUUAUAAAGAAGAAUUAUUUCAGUGGCUGAGAAAAUCACUGGCACACUAAUCAGUGUUUCUGACCAAAACUUAGCACCAAAUUGUGCAGCCAGGAGGAGAAGCACAGUGUGACAUUCCAAGAACUUUUGACUGGAAGCACAAUGAAGACUGGUUAAAAUGGAAAGAAUAUAUAGAUAUAUUAUAUUUUUGCACCAAUCUCCUCAAAACUAAAAGGCAAGGGAAAAAAAGAACGAUGACAGAGAGAAAAGGUCAUGAAUGCUUACAAAACCAAGUCCCCACUGUACCAUGGCCAAAUGUGAUAUUAAGUGGUGCAUGUAAAUGUUAAUGUCAGUUUUUUGGGGGGGAACCCUCAGAAUAUUUGUGCAUGGUUGUAUGGUUCCUGCCUGUAUUCUAGCAUGCUUACUUAAGGUGUCCAUGUUUGUGUGUGAAUUUCUGCUACAUCGAAGAUGGGCAUUAUGCAAAAGCACAAAGAUAAUGACAAUCAGUGUUACAACAGCAACAUAAGGUGGAAAGAAGAACGUAAAUGAUCUAUAUGAUCAGUCUGUGACUGUCACCUUUCUAUGGUGUAGGUCAGUUAUGUCAGCACUUAGAUUGUCUCAGUUACGAUUUGGACAUUGACUCUCUUUUUGAGUUGCAAAUGAUUCUACAGAUUAAAUGCUCCCCUAUUUUAAGUCAAUGAUA
Lacerta agilis (Sand lizard) is the source of this 3886-nucleotide messenger RNA. It is a transcript of the gene TRHDE, whose product is annotated as thyrotropin releasing hormone degrading enzyme. The record is from RefSeq and is a predicted model, not a curated record. Gene Ontology annotation, molecular function: peptide binding; zinc ion binding; metalloaminopeptidase activity. NCBI's taxonomy places the organism in Eukaryota, Metazoa, Chordata, Lepidosauria, Squamata, Lacertidae. Gene Ontology annotation, biological process: peptide catabolic process; proteolysis. Bases 108 to 3254 code for a protein of 1048 amino acids. Gene Ontology annotation, cellular component: cytoplasm. The transcript is spliced from 19 exons.